Molecule: messenger RNA, 1062 nt
Organism: Sclerotinia sclerotiorum 1980 UF-70
Lineage: Eukaryota; Fungi; Ascomycota; Leotiomycetes; Helotiales; Sclerotiniaceae
Exons: 3
Coding region: 1-1062 (353 amino acids)
Biological process (GO): carbohydrate metabolic process
Molecular function (GO): hydrolase activity, hydrolyzing O-glycosyl compounds
Source: RefSeq, a predicted model, not a curated record
AUGCAUAUUUCGAAUCUUGUGACUCUUGCCAUCUUGCCCUCAGCUUAUGGACAGCUUAACACGCUAGCCAAGGCUGCUGGUCUCAAAUACUUCGGUUCCGCCACAGACAAUGGAGAAUUGACCGAUACCCAGUAUACGGCCAUUCUCUCCAACACCAGUCAAUUUGGACAGAUCACACCUGGAAACACACAAAAAUGGCAAUACAUUGAGCCAACGCAGAACACUUUCAGUUAUACCCAGGGUGAUGUGGUGGUGGAUUUCGCCGAGAAGAAUGAUCAAAUUCUUCGAUGCCAUAACUUGUGUUGGUAUAAUCAAUUGCCUUCCUGGGUUACCUCGGGCACAUGGACAAAUGCUACUUUGAUUGCCGUGUUGAAGAAUCACAUUAAAAAUGAAGUUACUUACUACAAGGGCAAAUGCUACGCCUGGGAUGUCGUUAACGAGGCAUUCAACGAUGAUGGUACCUACCGUUCAUUUGUCUUCUACAACACCAUUGGACCCGAAUACAUCCCCAUCGCAUUCGAGACUGCAGCUCUCUACGAUCCAGAUGUAAAGCUCUACUACAAUGACUACAACAUUGAGAGUUCGGGGGCCAAAGCCACCGCGGCCCUUAACCUCGUCAAAUCGCUCCAAGCCCGCGGUAUCAAAAUCGACGGUAUUGGUCUCCAAGGUCACUUCAUCGUCGGCGAAACACCAAGUGAAUCCGCACUCGCUACUACUCUCCGAUCUUUCACUGCCCUCAACGUCGAAGUCGCCUACACGGAACUCGAUGUUCGUUUCUCGAGUCUUCCACCUACGACUGCUGGUCUCGCUCAACAAGGUGUCGAUUACGCUAAUACCGUUAAUGCCUGUCUUAGCGUUGAUGGAUGUGUUGGUGUAACCGUCUGGGAUUUCACGGAUAAAUAUUCGUGGAUUCCUUCGACUUUUAGUGGUCAAGGUGAUGCUUGUCUUUGGUACUCGGACUUUUCUCUUCAUCCUGCUUAUAAUAAUGUGAUUUCUGCUCUUGCGGCUGCGGCGGGUGUUCCGGUUGUUAUUUCGACUCUGCUUCAAGAAAGUUAUCCCUAA